GUACCUGGAAGGAUGGAGAGCGGGUGCUUUGGAAACUUCAUCCUAAGCUGUUGAUGGCACCCGGUCAAGGCCAAAGGGCACUGCUGCAGCUGUGUUGAGCACAGCCCACAUUAAGGCCCUUUCAAGACCUGGAUUGAUUAGAAGGACAAAAAAUUUCAAAGCCAUCGGAUCCGGCCUUGGGCCAGGUCCCCACGGAGUCGCUCCCUAUCCCAUUUCCAUCCACUGUCACAAUUUGAGAGGUGCCCCCCCCCCAUCUGAUCAGCUUCAUCUCGCCGGGGGGGAGGUACCAUGACAAGGUUAGGAGGACACUACUUUGGGGUGUGCCCAGGCGCAGGAGAAAGCUGACUCUGAGGUUUCCCUCCUGCCUGCUGGAGAGAGAGAAAGAGAGCAGCGUCCCACCCGCCCGUCGGCCACCCAGCCCCGAGGCCCCGAGACCAUCUGGCGUCAGUGUCACCAGUUCCAGCAGUCCUUCCAUGCUGAGGCCACCGGUCCCCGCUGACCCAGCUGCUGCUCCUCUGCUAGGGGACCCGCAGGCACCACAGUCAUGCAGCCCCUGUUCCUCGUCCUUCUGCACUGGCUCUCACUGGCCGCUGCUGACUAUGACAUUUGCAAGUCGUGGGUGAGCACGGACGAGGGCCCCACCUGGGAGUUCUACGCCUGCCAGCCCAAGGUGAUGCGCCUGAAGGAUUACGUCAGGGUGAAGGUGGAGCCCUCAGGCAUCACAUGUGGGGACCCCCCAGAGAGGUUCUGCUCCCACGAGAACCCGUAUCUCUGCAGUAACGAGUGUGACGCAUCCAACCCGGAUCUGGCACACCCACCGAGGCUUAUGCUGGACCGGGAGGCCGAGGGUCUGGCCACCUACUGGCAAAGCGUGCCCUGGAGCCGCUACCCCAGCCCUCUAGAGGCCAACAUCACGCUGUCCUGGAACAAGAGCGUGGAGCUGACUGACGACGUGGUGGUGACCUUCGAGUACGGCCGGCCCACGGCCAUGGUGCUGGAGAAGUCGCUGGACAACGGACGAACGUGGCAGCCCUACCAAUUCUACGCAGAGGACUGCAUGGAGGCCUUCGGCAUGCCAGCACGCCGGGCCCGGGAGCUGGCAGCAUCGGGUGCACACCGCGUCCUGUGCACCGAGGACUAUUCGCGCUGGGCCGGCUCCAAGAAGGAGAAACAUGUGCGCUUCGAGGUCCGAGAUCGCUUCGCCAUCUUCGCGGGGCCUGGCCUGCGCCACAUGGACAACCUGUACACGCGCCUGGAAAGCGCCAAAGGCCUCAAGGACUUCUUCACGCUCACCGAUCUGCGCCUACGCCUGCUGCGGCCUGCUCUCGGUGGCACCUACGUGCAGCGGGAGAACCUCUACAAGUACUUCUACGCCAUCUCCAACAUCGAGGUCGUGGGCAGGUGUAAAUGCAAUCUGCAUGCCAACCUGUGCUCGGUGCGCGAGGGCAGCUUGCAGUGCGAGUGCGAGCACAACACCACAGGCCCCGACUGCGGCAAGUGCAAGAAGAACUUCCGCACCCGCUCCUGGCGCGCCGGCUCCUACCUGCCGCUGCCUCAUGGUUCGCCCAAUGCCUGUGCUGCUGCAGGUUCAGUUGGCACUCCACGCACCACCACCCCUGUGCCUGCCAAGGCCUCCAGCCCUUUCCAGUCCAGGCCCAAACCUCCCCAGGUGGCUCCUAGUGAAGUCUCCCAAGACUGCGAGUGCUACGGCCACUCCAACCGCUGCAGCUACAUCGACUUCCUCAACGUGGUGACCUGUGUCAGCUGCAAACACAACACGCGGGGCCAGCACUGCCAGCAUUGCCGCCUGGGCUACUACCGCAACGGCUCGGCUGAGCUGGACGACGAGAACGUGUGCAUCGAGUGCAACUGCAACCAGAUCGGCUCCGUGCACGACCGAUGCAACGAGACCGGCUUCUGCGAGUGCCGCGAGGGCGCGGCAGGGCCCAAGUGCGACGACUGCCUCCCCACGCACUACUGGCGCCAGGGCUGCUACCCCAACGUGUGCGACGACGACCUGCUGCUGUGCGCCAACGGAGGCACCUGCCUGCAGAACCAGCACUGCGCCUGCCCGCCCGGCUACACGGGCGUGCGCUGCGAGCAGCCACGCUGCGGCCCGGACGACGAGGGCGGCGGCCUGGACUGCGAUCGCGCGCCCGGCAACGCCCCACGCCCCGCCACGCUGCUCGGCUGCCUGCUGCUGCUGGGGCUGGCCGCCCGCCUGGCCUGCUGAGCGCCUGCGCCCCCACCCCGGGCACCCUGGGGUGCGACUGAGGUGCUACUGAAGCGGGGCGCCGGGGCCUGCCUGGCCUGCGAUUCGGUCUUCAGUUUUUUCUAUUAUCCGCUGCCCGGUUAUUCUUUUUUUAAUUUAUUUUAUUAUUAUUUUUUUUGCAAGCGGUGGGACAGAAGGGGUGGGGAAGAAGCUCUGCUCCAGGCCUGGCCCUUUGCAGCACCCCAUCCCCAAACACACACGACUGUUGCCGGGGUGCAGGGGGGUCCCCACAGCGCCUGCCCUGGCUCCCCCACCAGCCAGCAGUCGCUCCCCCCACUAACCGCUGACUCUCUUGAUUCUCUUUUCUAUUGUUUUCCUUCGCCACCACCUCCAGGCCCCAGUGUGCAUCUAGGCCGCUGGGGAUCAAUUUAGGAAAAAAGGGUGGGGGGCGCCUGGGACCUUUGUUUUGUAGAGAACUAUUUUUGUUUGUAUUUACCACGCAGUUAGGGGGGGGGUAACCCUAUUCUCACCCCCUCAAACUUUCCAACCAGUGGCCACGGCUGGCUGGUGGCCCUGCCCGCCCAGAGUAAAAGGUCGCUCAGGGCUA
This is a messenger RNA of Suncus etruscus (white-toothed pygmy shrew), 2819 nucleotides long. RefSeq names its product netrin G2 (gene NTNG2). The transcript has 9 exons. The record is from RefSeq and is a predicted model, not a curated record. The coding region runs from base 545 to 2233 and encodes 562 amino acids. NCBI's taxonomy places the organism in Eukaryota, Metazoa, Chordata, Mammalia, Eulipotyphla, Soricidae.